AUGGAGGGAGCUUUGGAAGGGUGGCAAGGUGGGGCGGUUGCAGCAAGGACAGGUGGGCAGCACCUAGAGGAGCAACAGGUCCUCGCGGUACCCUCUUUAGGUGCUGGGCAUCAGUCCCUAGCCAAGAGGCAGCUUUGUUUUCUCCAGGAGGGGGAGCUGGAGAGCAUGGGUGCCACACUGACUGGGAAGAAGAAUGUGGUGCAUGGGGAACAGAAUGGCGUUGGGGUUGAGCUGCCUACCAUCGUAGGAAAUCUAUCACCAAGGUUGGUAGGCCGCCAGGAGCAGCCGCUGGAGGCGUUGGUUGUGGAGUUGAAUCACAUCUCUUUGGUUGUUCAACAUCCGUUUUUGCCUAGCUUGGUCACUAUGUCUUUUGUUCACGCAAAAUGCUCUAGGGAAGAGCGAAGGGACUUAUGGCUAAACCUAUUAGCUGAUAAACCUAGCUCAGCUCCUUGGUGCAUUGGGGGAGACUUUAAUACCAUUUUGGCACCCCAUGAGAAACGGGGGGGUCGGCCAUUUGGUGUAGCUGAAGGGGUGGAGCUUAUGUCCUUCAUGGAAGAGGCUGGAGUUUUUGACGUGGGCUUUUCGGGAGCUAGUUUUACGUGGUGUAAUAAUAGGAGAGGCAGUGCUAGAGUCUCGAAGCGGUUGGACAGAUUAUUAAUUAAUAGGGAAUGCUUGAACUUGUUCGCCUCGAUUUCUGUAGUGCAUUUGGCGAGAUACCCUUGCGACCACGCGCCACUGAAGAUUUCGUUUACCUCUCUCUUAGAUGAUAAACCACGUCCAUUCUGUUUCUUGAAUGUCUGGACGUCCAAACCACAACUCUUGGAGGUGAUUCGCAGUGCUUGGGAUCAAGAAGUGAGUGGCUCUCCAUUGUGGGUCUUGUGCUCUAAAUUGUUGGCAGCCAGGAGGGCUAUUCAGCACUGGAAUAAGCAUUGUUUUGGUAAUGUGUUCGAUGCUGUUAGGGAGGCGGAGGCAACAAUUCAAAGGACAGAGGAGGCCAUGGAUCAAGAGGGGUCGGAGAAGGCACAGGUCGAACUCAACAAGGCUCAAGCGGAGUUACGUCAUGCGUUGUCCAUUGAAGAGCAGUUCUGGAGUCAAAAGACUCGAGUUAAAUGGCUUCGCAGUGGAGAUCGUAAUUCCAGAUUCUUCCAUGCAGUGGUACGGCAGCGACGGGCUCAAGGUAUGAUUCAUAGAACAAAGGCGGCCAAUGGAGUGUGGGUGGAGUCGGAUGAGGAUAUAACGAGUGAGGUAAUAGCAUACUUUUCUGAUCUCUUCUCGGGCACGUCGAGGUCCUCCUCGGAUAUGUUGCAUCUUAUCCCACUUGUGGUCUCGGGGGAGGACAACAGGCUCUUAGAGGUGGUGCCUACUAUAGAGGAGGAGGUUAUUGCUCAAGACGUCCAUGCUGUGGUACUAAGCUUCUUUUGUGGGACGGAACUGCCUCGUUUCGUCACUUCUACCUCGCUUGUGUUAAUUCCUAAGGUAUCGAAUCCUCAGGAUUUCUCUCAGUUUAGACCGAUUAGCCCGUGCAAUUUUUUCAACAAGUUGUUAUCUAGAAUUUUGACUAAUCAAUUGGCUGGCAUCUUGCCAAAGCUUAUCUCCCUCCAACAGACAGGUUUUGUUAAGGGCCGCAAUAUAACAGAGAAUUAUUUGCUUGCUGGGGAAGUGGUAUCGGGUAUUGGUAAGAAAGUUAGGGGUGGAAACGUCGUUCUGAACCUGGACAUGUCUAAAGCUUAUGACAGGGUGUCAUGGUUGCAUAUCAUUGGAGUCCUACGAAAGUUUAAGUUUGGGGAGCAGUUUAUAAAUCUGAGGGCUCUGCCAGGGGGACCCGCUAUCGCUAGCAUUGUUUAUUAUAGGGCUGAGGUUCUGUCGAGAGGUUUAAACAACCUUGCGCUGCAGUCGGGUUUCUUGGGGUUCCGAGUUCCGUAUGGGUGCCCUCCGGUAACUCAUUUGGCAUUCAUGGAUGAUGUUCUUAUAUUUGCGAAUGGGUCCGCCUCCUUCUUAAAGGACAUCAUGUGUAAGUCGUCAUACAUUGGGGACGUGUGUCAGGCAAUCCUACAGAGGAUUUUGUCGUGGAAAUCAAAGCUAUUGUCUUCAGGAGGUAAGAUAGUUCUAAUCAAGCAUGUGUUGUCCGCGAUACCAGUCCACUUACUAUCGGCUACUGUGCUUCCUCGCUCGGUGUUCGGUAUUCUAGAGAAGGCAUGCUCGAAUUUCUUAUGGGGUUCAUCACCUAACGGAACAAAGCUUCAUUGGAUCUGGUGGUCUCAGUUGUGUUACCCGGUUGAGGAGGGCGGGGUGGGGUUUCGGCGGCUUGAAGACGUCUAUACAGCUUUCUCUUGUAGGUUAUGGUGGAGCUUUCGAAUAGGGACGUCAGUAGGGGCUGCGUUCUUGCGAGCAAAAUAUUGCAGAGGGACUGACCCCUGUCAAGCACAAUUGACGCUGACUGCUUUGCCGGUUUGGCGACGGAUGGUGAACGUGAGCCGACAAGUCGAGAUCUCUAUGUUAUGGCUAGUAAAUGAUGGGUCGUGCCAUUUUUGGUAUGAUAAUUGGUUGGGCAGUGGUGCUUUGUUUCUUCGUGCAACAGUCAUCCUGCAUCUUUCGUUCCAUAGCAGUAUCAAAAAUGGGAUUUGGGAUGUGAGUCCGUUAUCUCACCUUUUGCCUAGCGAAAUUGUGUCUUCUAUACUUCACCACCCGGUUCCAGCUGGAGGAAGUGCAGAUGAGGUAAUUUGGAUGCCCACACAGUCUAGAAAAUUCACCUUGGCGUCAGCUUUUCGUGACGUUUGGCAGGCUCGUAACACAUCUGUGGCUCUCUCUAAAGUUUGGCACCCUCGAAUCCCGUUGAAAGUGUCUUUCUUUAUGUUGCGGUUGCUGAUGGGGAGGGUGCCACUGCCGGAUAUGCUACGCCACCUAGGGUUUCACUUGCCAUCGAAAUGUCCUUGCUGCCCAGGUGCAUCUGAGGAAUCUCUCGAGCACGUUUUUUCCAGGGAUCUCAUAACGUUGGACGUCUGGAAUUAUUUUGGUGGUUGGUGUGGUGUUAGGAGCUCUGGUUCCUCCUUGUGA
This is a messenger RNA of Coffea eugenioides, 3054 nucleotides long. RefSeq lists its product as uncharacterized. Bases 1 to 3054 code for a protein of 1017 amino acids. The transcript has 5 exons. Lineage: Eukaryota; Viridiplantae; Streptophyta; Magnoliopsida; Gentianales; Rubiaceae. The record is from RefSeq and is a predicted model, not a curated record.